GAGAACACCAACCACACAAAAAAGGGAAAAACGCCGCGACGAGCCGACGAGCUCUACUUCCCCCUUCCGGCCUUGGGCGACCGUGACGAGCGACGACGACCACGGCGACGAUGGCCGCUUCCUCCCUCUGCCACGGGCACCUGCUCCUGUUCCUCCUCGUGGCCGUCGCGUCGGCCUGCCUCGGCACCGCGGCAGCGCAUCAAGCCGGAUCUGGAGAGGGGUACACGAUCGCCGGCCGCGUCAAGAUCGAUGGUGCGAGUGCGAAGGGCUUUGGUCUUCCAGCCAAGACAUCAAACACAAAAGUGAUACUUAAUGGCGGCCAGAGGGUUACAUUUGCCAGGCCGGAUGGUUACUUUGCAUUCCACAACGUGCCAGCUGGAACUCAUCUGAUUGAGGUCUCCUCAAUUGGUUACUUCUUUUCCCCAGUUCGAGUAGAUAUCAGUGCAAGGAAUCCUGGUUAUAUUCAAGCAGCAUUGACUGAAACCAGAAGAGUUCUAAAUGAGCUUGUUCUUGAACCUCUAAAAGAAGAGCAGUACUAUGAGGUUAGGGAGCCUUUCUCUGUCAUGUCACUUUUGAAGAGUCCCAUGGGGUUGAUGGUUGGUUUUAUGGUCUUAAUGGUCUUCGUGAUGCCCAAGUUGAUGGAGAACAUAGAUCCCGAGGAGAUGAAGCAAGCUCAAGAACAAAUGAGGAACAACCCCGUAUCAUUCUCUGGCUUGCUAUCCAGAGCGCAGGGCUAGAAGUAGAGCAUGAGGAUACUGCAAAGGUCUAUAUACUCUAUAAUGUGAUUAAGAGCAGUACUAAAGUGCCUGACACGUCAUUCACUCAGAGUAAUUUCCUGGGGACAAGGCGGAAACUCUUUCCCCUGCUUUUACUGUAUUUUAAGCUGUAAUUUGUCUGUGAUGUAGAACCUUCUGAAACCUCUAGCUGAACUGGUCAUGUGGCACAUUAGCAUAUACCGCAGAUUGAGACAUUUUGUCCAAUAUGUGUAUUGUUUGUUUGAAUCAGUUGAAUCUUAGACACCUUGCUUAGUCAUCA
Molecule: messenger RNA, 1035 nt
Organism: Sorghum bicolor (sorghum)
Lineage: Eukaryota; Viridiplantae; Streptophyta; Magnoliopsida; Poales; Poaceae
Product: ER membrane protein complex subunit 7 homolog
Exons: 7
Coding region: 111-737 (208 amino acids)
Cellular component (GO): EMC complex
Molecular function (GO): carbohydrate binding
Source: RefSeq, a predicted model, not a curated record